Messenger RNA from Toxoplasma gondii ME49, 3786 nucleotides. RefSeq names its product WD domain, G-beta repeat-containing protein. The transcript is spliced from 11 exons. Bases 1 to 3693 code for a protein of 1230 amino acids. Gene Ontology annotation, biological process: maturation of SSU-rRNA. The record is from RefSeq and is a predicted model, not a curated record. Gene Ontology annotation, molecular function: protein binding; snoRNA binding. Lineage: Eukaryota; Apicomplexa; Conoidasida; Eucoccidiorida; Sarcocystidae. Gene Ontology annotation, cellular component: Pwp2p-containing subcomplex of 90S preribosome; small-subunit processome.
AUGGUGAAGGCAUACUUGCGUUACGUCCACGAAGAGGCCUUCGGCCUCCUCUCCUCUCCGCAUGCAAAUGUGGCGUUCUUCUCUCCGGCGGGGUCUCCCGGCCGGCCUUCGGCGUAUGUGCUGACUUGCGCGGGGGCGUCGGUGACCCUCUGGAACUCCGUUCGCCAGUGCCCACUCGUCUCCUUCUCGCCUCCUUCUUCUCACGGCUCUUCCUACCAUCACGCUGUCCGCCUCGCGCUCUCUGAGAGCCGGUCUCACCUCGCUGUCGGCUACAGCGACGGCAGCGUGCGGGUCUGGGCGACGCCGACGGCUGCGGACCUCUCUCAGCUCGCUGCUUCGGCUCUGCCCUCGAGCGUCUCCUCAGGGACGCACCUGCUUUCUCCGCCCCCCGCGCUCACUCUCCAGGGCCACCGCAGCGCUAUCACUGCGCUCUGUUGGAGCGCUGGCGAGGACCAGACGUCCUUUCCCGAGUCGCCGCGCGCCGCGCCCGGUGCCGCGGUCGAUCACCUCCUCAUCUCCGGCUCUGCAGACGGAGACGUCAUCGUCUGGGACUGCGUCGCGGGCGCUGGCCUCCACAGACUGCAUGCUCACGCCGGGCAAGUCACCCAAGUCCUUGCCCUCAAGAGACCGAGGGCGGCGCUCGCGAGCGAGACGAGCUGGCAGUGCCGAAGAGACACGGCUGAGGACAUGCGUCGCGCGGAGGAGGCGCAGGCGGCGGCCCCGCAGACGGUGCGUGGAAAGCGAAAGGUGGAGGAUGGGCGUGGCUCUGCGUCGGCGCGCGUCGCUGCCUCGCGCGCCCUCGAUGGUCCUGGAAGCACCCGCGCAAGUCGAACUCUCCCCGGCGCUGGCCUGCUUCUUGUCUCCGCAGGGAAAGACGGACUCGUCAAAAUCUGGGACGCCGACCUCGAGCUCUGUCUGCAGAGCCUCGUCGACACGGUGCCGGGCGCAUCCAAAGCCAAAGAGGUGUGGAGUCUCGCAGUCAAUCCGCAACAGACACGCCUCGUCGUAGGAUGCAGCGACCAGCUUCUUCGCGUCUACGCACUGUACGGACUGUCAGCGUCCAGGCGGAGCGUCUCGGGGAGAGGCCCCGGGACCGGGAACGAGGGAGAAAACGCGCCAGAAGGCGAGGGUGCAGACGACGCGCUCGCCGCAAACGAAGGCGGAGAAGACGCAGAACUUCACAUCGACCCACACACCGGUCUCCGUUGCUUCGCCAGGUUCCUGGGGGUUCUGCCUCGACCUGCUGGUGGCCAGAAAAAGACGACUUGUCUCAAGUUUGCCUGUUGGUCAGUGCGUGGCGGCCGGCGAGGGCGCGAGAAGACAGGCCAGGAGGACGGAGAGGAAGAAGCUGAAGAAGAGGGCGUCCUCAUUGUGGGGAGCGGCAACAGUCGGAGCGUCGAGGUGUUCAAAGUCUGUGGCGAGUCGGAGCGAAGAAAGCGGAUGAAGAGGCGACGGAAACGCAACGAAGAGAAGAAGAAGAAACGCGAAGAGAAGUCGCGAGACGCCAGAAACACUCACCUCCGCUUCGACGAAGAAGAGGGAGAAAAGGAAGAAGAAAGGGAAGAUGACAUCGCGGCGCGCGUCACAGACGAAUUUGUGUUCCUCUCCCGCCUCCACACUGCCAGCGUCGUCAAAACCUUCCACGUGCGAGCUGUCUGUACAUCGCAGAAGGCGGCUGCGGACAAGAGCACAAAGGGCCAGGCUCCUGAGGUGCAGGUAGUUCUCGGCCUCGCCGACAACGCGUUUGAGAUGUGGAGAGUGGACGUCCAGCAAUUAUCCAAUCGCCUUUCUCAGAAGACACCUGAGAGCGAGACGCAGGGAGACAAAGACGACGCAUGCUUCAAACAACUCUGCCGCGUGGCUUCAGGAGGCCACCGAGGCACCGUGCGCCAGUUGGCGGUUAGCCACGACAGCGCAUAUCUUCUCUCGAUUGCGGACGAGGGAUUCAAAGUGUGGACGACACACACGCGACAGUGCGUGAAGAGCGUAUCCAUCGACCUGCCCCUCUGUGGCUUCUUCGUCGCAGGAAACGACUACGUUGUCCUCGGCACCAAGGCCGGAGACCUGCUUCUCUUCGACGUCGGCGCAUGCGCUGUGCGCCAGCGCCUCGAACAUGCACACGGUGGAGCAGUCAACGCCCUCGCAGAACAUCCAAAGCACACUGGGUUUGCGUCCGUCUCUGCGGACAAGAGCGUGAAGUUGUUUGUGUUUCACUUGAGCGACAGCGGGUCGCCUCAAAAGAAGGAAGACUCAGGCAACGUCCAGUUCCGCCAAGUCGGGAGCCUUCCACUGCCGGACCAGGGGCUGGACGUCCGCUACUCGAUGGACGGGAAGUUCCUGAUUUGUGCGUUGCUGGACAUGACUGUCCUCGUCUUUUAUUCGGACACAUGCAAGCUCUUCCUGUCGCUGUACGGGCACCAGCUCCCCGUGCUCACCCUCGCUGUCUCCUCAGACAGCACGCGCCUCGCGACCGGCAGCGCCGACAAAACUGUCAAAAUCUGGGGCCUCGACUUUGGAAACAUUCAACAGAGUCUCCUCGCGCACGACGACGCCGUGACUCAAGUGCUCUUUCUCUUCGGGACGCACUAUCUGUUGAGCGCCUCUUCAGACGCUUCCUUGAAGCUCUGGGAUGUCGACCGACAGUCUUGCCUCGUCGCGAUUCUCCCCUCAGCGUCGAACUCGCCCUUGCGCUGUCUGGCGGCUAGCCAAGACGGAGACAGAGUGUUUGUGGCCGACGCGAGUCGCCUGCUGCAGUGUUGGCGGCGCACAAGUGAACAACUGUUUGCGGAGGAAGAGGAGGAGAGAAGGUGGGAAGAGAGCGCAGAAAGAGAGGCCCUCAGAGAAGACGGAGUCCUCGUCAGCACGGCCACCAGUGCAGCUGUCGUCAUGGACAGAACGAGUAAACGCACGAUGGAGACAGUGCGAACCACGGAGAGACUCAUGGAAGUUCUGGAUGAAGCGCGGGAGCAGCAGGAAGCAGACGAGGCGUACGCAGCCGCGCUGCUUGCAUGGGAGAAGAGACGAAGUGACCUGGCGCAGAAACAGGGUCUGAAGCGACCUUUGAAGGGAGACAGAUUCUCUUUCGACCAAGACAGGGAGGAAAGGGCGAUAGAAGGACUCCCCCCGCGUCCCGCUCCGCCUCCUCAGAAAGUGGAGUUAAUGGGGAAAAGUGCAAUGGAACACGUACUGCGGGCUAUCGCGACAUGGAAGGCAGGCAGCACUUUCGAGGUGCUUGUGGCUCUUCCCUUCGACUACGCCUACAGACUUCUCGAAUUCUUGGUUGCACAUCUUUCUCUGCUACAUGUUUUGACGACAAGCGACAAGGCGAGAGAGACAGAGACAUCAACAUUGUCUUCGGCCUUUUCGCAAGAAAAGGAAGCGCAUGCAGAGGGUCAGGACACAGGGCAAUCGACAGACGCGAUUUUGUGUCUCUGCCCCAUUGAAAGCGUCGCUCGCGUCGCUCUCAUUCUUGUUCAGCUGCAUUUCAGGCUGUUCCUCGCCUCGCCCAAACAGCGACAAAUCCUUGCUCGCCUCCAGGCAUGCCUGCGUCCGCUCCUCGUCCGGGAGAGGGAUCGCAUGCGUUUCAACAAUGCGGCGUUGACUUUUCUCCAGAGAAAAAUGGAGCAGGAGCGAUUCCAGGCCCUCCCGGAUGCGAAGGUACCGGGUUCAAAGCGGCAGAAAACUACUGUCUGAACUCCUGCGGCAGAAAAGUCCACAAACAAACGUGGAAAUAGAAGCAGCAGCCCACGCCGAAAUCCGGAAAACCAGGCGGGAACGCGGACGCCA